UUGCCUGUCGGCGUUGCAUGUCCUAUAAAUUCAUCAAAAUAUUCCACAAGGAUUGAUCCAUCCUAUAUUGAGUCUAUCGCUUCUUCUAGUAGUGAAGUUAUUCUUGACUGUAAAAGGAUUGACGGGAUCUACUUUCUAGCGCUUAAUCGAAAAGCUAAUAAGAAUGCACUUAGCGCGUGUUUUGUUAGGGAUAUAUCAGAUUCAGUAUCAGAACUAGAAAAAGAUAAAAAAUCCCGCGCGUUGAUCAUCUGCAGCUUGGUAGACAAUGUAUUUUGCUCCGGCGCUGACCUCAAAGAACGUGCUAAAUACACAGACUCUGAGGUUCCUGGUGUUGUAGGUUCCUUGCGCUCCCUGUUCCAGCGCAUCCAUUGCUUGCCAAUGCCAACGAUCGCCGCCAUUGAUGGCGCUGCCUUGGGCGGUGGCCUCGAACUUGCUUUAGCCUGUGAUCUCCGCUUCGCAGGUCAUAUGCCCCGCACUUCGCUAGGUCUUGUCGAAACACACUGGGCCUUGCUUCCAGGUGCUGGUGGCUCCCAGCGCUUGCCGCGCCUAAUUGGCUCAGCUCGGGCCAAAGAGCUCGUGCUAGCUGCCCGAGUUUUCGAUGCAAGGACGGCUGCUUCUUAUGGUCUAGUAAACUCUGCACUCGAACCUGCUGAGGUACCUGAUGCUAUUUGGCGCAAACGUCCGGGACUUUUUGCAGCCAUACGAUUUGCGGAAGAAGUGGUUACUAAGGGACCUUUGGCAGUACGCCAAGCUAAGAAGGCCAUCCAACAGGGCUUGGAUGCCCCGAGCCUCGAGGACGGCCUCCUCUUAGAAGCCGAAUGCUAUCGUUCCCUUGUUUCAACCAAGGAUCGUCAAGAGGGCAUGAAAGCGUUCGCUGAAAAACGCCAGCCCGUCUAUCAUGGACUCUGA
Molecule: messenger RNA, 909 nt
Organism: Protopolystoma xenopodis
Lineage: Eukaryota; Metazoa; Platyhelminthes; Monogenea; Polystomatidea; Polystomatidae
Source: the annotation of a GenBank genome assembly